GAGUGGACCGUAUACACACACACACACACACACACACACACGCACGCGCGCGCUCGCUCGCUCGCUGUGCGGAGACCGCGGUCUGUUUACGGUGCGUGUUGAGCUGCGGGGCUGAGCUGGACUGUAAGCGGACUGGGACUCCUGAACUCGGCGAACUCUGAAUGGAUACAGGAGGUACUUGUAGCGCGGUUCCUCCGGCUUCAGCGCGCUGAGCGACUCCGCUGGAUCCGCUGUGUUUCUGCUCGGUAGGCUACAUGGAGUCUCGCGCUCUCUGUUACAGUAGCGCGGAGUUUUUACUGCUGUUAAACUCCAUUUCGGAUCGAUCCAGUACUUGAUUAAGUUCUGCCAAAGUUCGGAAAUGGAUUAUUGCAACUUAUUUCGGUCGAAGAGCCCACCAUGCUGCGGAGAACCAGCAGACCCACACCAAGGUACCUAUUGACUGGAACUGUUGUUGUUUUGGAAUGGGCUUAGCUGGGUUAGCAGAAAGCGCGAGCCAGCCGCGAAACCAGUUUCCUCAAGGGAGAGACUUUUUAGUGUUAGUUAAACAGACGUAGGCUACUUUUUUCUUUUAUUUUCCCCCGUUUUUGAUCGUGUUCGUGCAAAAAAAAAGAAAAGACAAAAACCCAAACAGUCCUUAAAGACUUAAAGCCAGCAUUUGUUUUUGUAAAGAUGGCAAGUCCCUCUGCAGAGCAGGGAUGUUUCUCAGACGUGAGAAAGGUGGGUUAUUUAAGGAAACCGAAAAGCAUGCACAAAAGGUUUUUUGUCCUGCGGGCGGCGAGCUCUGCUGGACCUUCCCGGCUGGAGUACUACGAGAACGAGAAGAAAUGGAGACACAAGUCUGGGGCUCCUAAAAGGUCAAUUCCACUUGAGAACUGCUUCAACAUAAACAAAAGAGCGGAUUCCAAAAACAAAUACCUUGUAGCGCUCUACACCAAGGACGAGUACUUCGCAAUCGCUGCAGACAACGAGCUGGAGCAGGACACAUGGUAUCAGGCCCUUGUAGACCUUCACAACAGAGGUAAGGUCCAUGAAAGCGCCGGGAGCAACAAAACCGGAAUUGGGGAGGAUAAUUAUUGUGAAAUUACACCGGGUCCUGCCUUCAAAGAAGUGUGGCAGGUUAUAUUGAAACCAAAGGGACUUGGGCAGACAAAAAACCUGACUGGGGUUUACAGAUUAUGUCUAACCAACAAGACUUUGGGCUUUGUAAAACUAAAUUCAGAUGCAGCAGCAGUGGUGCUUCAGCUAAUGAACAUUCGAAGAUGUGGCCACUCUGAAAAUUUCUUCUUUAUAGAAGUUGGCCGGUCUGCAGUGACUGGGCCAGGUGAGUUCUGGAUGCAGGUGGACGACUCUGUUGUGGCUCAGAACAUGCACGAAACCAUUUUAGAAGCAAUGAAAGCAAUGAGUGAAGAGUUUCGACCACGCAGCAAAAGCCAGUCCUCGUCAAACUGCUCCAACCCCAUUUCUGUGCCAGUCAGGACAAGGCAUCAUCACAACAACCCUCCCCCGAGCCAGGUCGGGCUGGGAAGGCGCUCCAGGGCUGAAAGUGUGACCGCCAUCUCUCCUGCAGGCGCAAGCAAACACAGCCAGUCAUUCAGAGUGAGAGCAUCCAGUGAUGGAGAGGGUACCAUGUCAAGACCUGCAUCUGUAGAUGGGAGCCCGAGUAGCCCAUGCACCGCAAGACCUCAUUCUCAGAGGCAUAGAGGUGGAUCCAGGUUGCAUCCACCAUUAAACCAUAGCAGAUCCAUUCCCAUGCCCUCAUCACGAUGCUCCCCAUCAGCUGUCAGCCCAGUCAGCCUGUCUUCCAGCAGCACCAGUGGACAUGGGUCUACCUCCGACUGCCUUUUCCCCAGACGCUCCAGUGCCUCGAUCUCAGGAUCACCCAGCGACGGGGGCUUCAUCUCUUCUGACGAAUAUGGUUCCAGUCCGUGCGAUUUUCGGAGCUCGUUUCGCAGCGUAACCCCUGAUUCACUUGGACAUACACCUCCAGCCAAGGAGGAGGAGCUGAACAACUAUAUCUGCAUGGCCAAACCUGGUUCACUGACUAGCAAUGGGAGCCAGUCGAGGAGUCAUUCCAGAGGUACACCAAAUCGCCUGGAUGAACCAGAGCUGGAGAAAUGUUUCAGAAAAAGAACUCAUUCUUCUGGCACAUCACCCCCAACAUUAAGCCACCAGAAAACAACUUUGCAAUCAUCUGCUGCUUCGCUGGACGAAUACACAGUCAUGACUCCUGCUUAUUCACAUAGCCGAUCUGCAUCCUCCUCCUCGUCAUCUUCAACAUAUAGGAGCUCUUUCAUGCCCACACGCUUGUAUCCAGAAGAAAGUUUGGAAAUGCAACCAGCAGAAGGCAGCAAUGGGUCAAGUCACAAAGAUGAAGGUUACAUGCCGAUGUCACCAGGUGUAGCUCCGUCUGUGGUAAUGGGAAAGACUGGUGACUAUAUGCCCAUGAGUCCCAAAAGCGUAUCAGCCCCACAGCAGAUUGUCAACCCACGACAGCAUUCGCGAGUCGACACAAACGGCUACAUGAUGAUGUCCCCAAGUGGUAGCUGUUCGCCAGAUGUUUCAUCAAACUACAGAAAGAUUUGGAGCAAUGGUGUUAACCCCAAGCUCUCAGUUGAGAGCACUGAGGAGAAAGUGUCCUGUGGAGACUACAUAAACAUGUCUCCUGCUAGCUGCUCCACCAUCGGAACUCCUCCGGACUGCUACUUCAAUCCUGUUGAUGAGCCAUCCAGGCCAGCCUAUGCAUACUUCUCCUUGCCUCGCUCCUUUAAACACGCCAACAGGAAACAGGACCAGAGUCCGUUACGGGUGUCGCUUGGCACUAGUCGCUUGGCUUGCACAGAAUCUUCCUCGUCUUCAGCUAGCAGUGACAGUCUGGGUGGGCAGUGCAGUUCACACCCACCUGCUGUCAGGCCCAAAAGGUCAGAGGUCAGCUCUAGACUGGCACGACCAACGAGGCUGUCCCUGGAUGCUAACAAAGCCAGCACACUUCCACGAAUGCGCGAAAGCCCGUUUCCUCCUGAGCCUAAAAGUCCUGGAGAGUAUGUCAACAUUGAAUUUAACGACAAGGCAUUUUCAGCAAGCUUGGCUUCCUUAUUUUCACCAGUAUUUACUGGCAAUGGAAAUGAUAUCCAAUCUGUGCAGUCAUCCACUGACUACAUGAACAUACAACUGGGUUCAACAAGCUCGCUCUCAAGCUCCAGAAUACCAUCGUCCUGUUCUGACUAUGCAGUAAUUGCUCCAUCAGAGACUUCUGCUUCUCAGCCUCUGCCUUGUGAAAGCAUUUGUGAACGUGACUAUAUCAGCAUGCAACUCGCCGUGUCUUGUUCAGGCUAUCCUAAUUCCCAGAUGAUGCUCAUGCACUCUUCCUUACCAGACUCGGAUGCCCCUCACUGCUCAGAUUCACCCAAUGAUGGCAUCUUAACCCUCAGUGCAGGUCCUGGUAGGCCUGGUCUUGGUCCUCUGACGGGUCUCAGCGCUUUCACCAGAAUAAAUUCCAUUCCUGCCCGGGACCAGGGUGCUAAAGUGAUCCGGGCCGACCCACAAGGCAGGAGACGGCACAGCUCUGAGACGUUUGCCUCCACAACGACCAAAGGGGCGGUAGGCACAACAGCGGGCAUUCAGUCUGAAGAUGUCAAGCGCCACAGCUCUGCCUCGUUUGAGAACGUUUGGCUAAAGCCUGUUGAGGCUGCUGUUACAACAACUACUACUACUUUUGCUUCUUCCUCUCCAGCUGCCAGCACAUCAAGUGGACCGAGAGAAACAUCAACAGCUGCCACCUUGGCCCAGCAGAAAAAUAAUGGGCUGAACUACAUCGAUCUGGAUCUGGCACAGAAUCGACUGCAGGCUGUUCCGGACUGGAGCUUGUUCCAGGCCCGACAGGCGGAGCUGGAUGCAACAGGAGGAGCGGAGGAACUUAGUGCCUAUGCCAGUAUCAGCUUCCAGAAAGCAGAUGAGACCAGAGGAAACCUCACUCACAGAGAAGUGCGUGUCAUCCUGCCCUGGGCACAGCACUGGUACUGCUGCAGUUCGGGCUGCAGAGGGGCUUGGCAGGACUAAACCAGAAGACACUAAGAAGAAUCCGGUGUGGGAUUACUGGACUGACCUAAUAGCCGACACACACAGAGCCAGCAGACCAGCCUACACAGCAAAGCUGCAGCUUUUACAGCAAAAGCUAAAUCCCAAAUUCUGAUAUUGAACACAGAGAGUACAGCGCACACAACAAUAAUGCCCCACAUAGCUCUCAACAAAUUAUACUUUAUUACUCAACCCUUUAAGACACAUACAGAUAAUUUAUUUCAAAAUGUCAGGUUUACUGAUCUGGAUAAAUUAUAAUCCAUGAAACUAAAUCAGAUUAGGGUUGUGAUUGUUUAGCUGCAGAUUAAAGGUCAUUUCUGAAGUGGUGUAUCUGAGUGCAGUAAGUGUUGUUAUUAUAAAUCACUGGGUUUUUAUUUAAUAACAGGACCAGCUGAUGAGUUCUCAUUUCUUGAGUUCUGUGCGGGUUAGUUUAUUUUUUUUGUUUUAAUUAUUGUUGUUUAUUUCCAGGUAUUUAAAAUCUGGAUCUGAUACACAGGCCAGAAGAUAGCACCUUUUGUCUGAACCCACACAUUUUUCUUGUCAGCAAAAGUACUGAAACAUGUGACUAACAGGUGUGUUUUGUUGCCCAGGUGUGUCCUGAUACAUUAAUUAUUCAAACAGUAAACAGCGCUCAGUUUUAAGUUUGGGUUUUAUCUGUGCAGAUUGUGCAUUUAUAGCAAGAGGAGUAACCAACAUGAAAACCAGAGAGCUGUCUAUGGGUGAAAAACAAGCAACUGAAGCUGAGAGAAGAUGGAAAGUCGCACAAGUAUUGUUCUUAGCCAGAUUCAAAUAUCCUGAAGAAGAAUGUCAUCACUGGUGUACUAAAUAAUAAGUGAUGAACAGGUAGACCAAGGAAAACCAAAGCAGCUGAUGACAGAAACAUUGUAGUGCUGUAAAGAAAGACCCUAAAACAGCUGUUAGUGACAUCAGCAACAACUUUCAGAGGACAAAUUGUGAACGCAUCACAAUUUACUGUAUACAAAACACUUCACGAACAAAAGUACAGAAGCUUUAACAGAAGAUGAAAACCACUAUUAACAAGGUGAAUAGUAAUGCCAGGCUGAAAUUUACAGAGUACAGAGAAAAGCCUGUGGACGGAUUAUGAACUGAUGAGACAAAUAUUAACCUUUACCAGUGUGAUGAAAAGGCUAAAAUGUGGAGAAAGAAAGGAUCUGCACGUGAUUCACAUUUAAAGAAAGAUGAAACCAAACCGACUGGGAGAUCCUUAAUUAUGCAGCAAGACAAUGACCCAAAACCUAGUGAAAUACUUUUGCUUACAAGAAAAAUUGGUGGGUUCAGACAGAAGAUGCUAUCUUCCGAACUGUGUAUCAGAUCCAGAUGUAGAAAGUUAAAAAUAAAAACUGAAACGUUCAUCUUUUGUCUCAUAUUAAUUUUUUAAUGUAUUUUUUAAAGUGUUUUCAGUCUACAGCAGAAAUAAUGAGAUCAUCCUGAGUCUUCUCAGAAUCUCAGAAAAAAAAAUAUUGCACACCACUAGAGGGAGUCCAAAGAGUUAUUUUUGUUAAAAAAAAAAUAAAGUGUAGUUGUAAAUUGUUUUUUAUACAGUAAAUAGGUUUUUGACAUAAAAGGUGCUGCAUUUCUACUACUGUGAGAUGAUACUUUAAACGUUUUAAAUGUUUAUAACUUGAGUUUAAAAAGUUUUAAAAGUGUCUGUGGUACUAAAACAUUUGUAUUGUUAUGUGUUAAAGAAAUAAUAAGAAAACAAAUAAGAAAUAAACAAAUUUCAGUAUAAAACAGUGUGGUAUAUGAUAUAUUAAUUUUGGGAGUAGACAUGAUUUUGGGUUGGUGAUGGAUGGGUAGAAAGAGGUUCUAUUAAAAAUAAUAGCAGCUUAUUAAUGGGGGAAAAAGCUAAUGAAUGUGAACUAGUUCAAUUUUGGAACUCUGAACUUUCAGAAUUGAAUUGAAAUGGAAUCAGGUGCUCAGUGAAAGUAUAAAAACAUGAAAACCACUGAUGUGAGAUGUAAGAGGUGUGUAAUAUUGAUCUGAUGUCACUGAUUUCAGCAGCUGGGUGGGAUAGACUACUGUAACAGGUAAAGCAGAGCUGUAUGGAUUUUGUGGUGGACCAGAAACACUUUAGUGACCCCUCCUCCUCUACACACACACAUGUUUAUUCAUAAUUGCAUGUUAAUGUUGCCUGAUAAAACUGACAAAUAUUAAAGUAAAACUCCAGUGUAAAAUGUACUUAGGGUUGAAGUGCAGCAUGAUAGCAAGUACAAACUUUUGUUAAAUAGUCCACCUUCAUUUACCUCCAGCGCUCCUAAAUACAGCGCUUUUAGCUGAUGCUCCCAACAGGCUUGCAAUAGGCUAGCGAUAUGGGGCAUAGCACUACCCAUGCAAAGAAAUGGCUAUUUUUACACCCAUUAACAACAAGCUCAAAGUAGCUCCACACUUCACAGGUAGAACUCUGUGGGCCCUGACAUCUAAAAACUUUGAAAGUGCACAGGUUAUUAAAAAGCACUGUUUAUACACACAGUACCGCUAGUUCAGCUAGUUCUCCGAGCAUCACCAUCUUGAAAUUUAUGAUAAGUCGCCUGGACAUGUCUGAUAGUAUAAAGAUAUUUUCGGCCACAGCUGGAUUUCAUACAUACAUUUUGCAAACUCAUCAACAGAUCCAGAUUAAAGAAACCAACUACAGAUUUGAAAACGCCCCUUGUUUUAAUCACGGCGUCCAGAGCAAUAUCUGGUGUUCCCAAAGCUCCAUUUCUAAACAUUAUUGUCUAGUCGGCAGAACUGAGCACUCACAAAGUAAAUAAAAGAGUUUAGUUAAGAGUCUGCAGUGUGGAAAUAUUUAACUGUGGAUCAUAAAAAAAACAUCCCAUAAUAUUUGAAACUAUACAAAACUAUUACCCAAUUGCUUUGGUUUUAUCAACACAUGCCUUU
Messenger RNA from Astyanax mexicanus (Mexican tetra), 6972 nucleotides. It is a transcript of the gene irs1, whose product is annotated as insulin receptor substrate 1. Gene Ontology annotation, cellular component: cytosol; plasma membrane. The record is from RefSeq and is a predicted model, not a curated record. Bases 670 to 4056 code for a protein of 1128 amino acids. Lineage: Eukaryota; Metazoa; Chordata; Actinopteri; Characiformes; Acestrorhamphidae. Gene Ontology annotation, molecular function: phosphatidylinositol 3-kinase binding; insulin receptor binding. The transcript has 2 exons. Gene Ontology annotation, biological process: insulin receptor signaling pathway.